Messenger RNA from Meloidogyne enterolobii, 1070 nucleotides. The record is from the annotation of a GenBank genome assembly. Lineage: Eukaryota; Metazoa; Nematoda; Chromadorea; Rhabditida; Meloidogynidae.
AAUGGUUAUUCUGUUGAAAUUGGCUUUUGUUCUUUUUGCUUAUUUGGCUACAAUUUUUGCCGAGAAGGAAAAGGACUUGAGAGUUACACAAAAAGUAUAUUUUGAUAUUUCCGUUGGAGGUGUAAGCAAAGGUCGAGUUGUCAUUGGGCUUUUUGGAGAGAUUGUACCAAAGACUGCAAAGAAUUUUUUGGAACUCUCUAAAGGGUCUAUGGGUUUUGGCUACAAAGGAUCAAAAUUUCAUCGUGUUAUCAGAAACUUUAUGAUUCAAGGUGGUGACUUCACUCGAGGAGACGGCACAGGAGGAAAAUCAAUUUAUGGCGAACGGUUCGCUGAUGAAAACUUUGAAUUACACCAUUAUGGACCUGGAUGGUUGAGUAUGGCAAAUGCGGGUCAAGACACUAACGGGUCACAAUUCUUCAUUACUACUGUACAUACACCAUGGCUUGAUGGGAGACACGUUGUUUUUGGAAAGAUUUUGGAGGGAAUGAAUAUUGUUCAUGAGAUUGAAGAUGGCGAAACUGGUGGUGGGGACCGCCCAAAGUUGGACGUUGUUAUCGUGGAUUGUGGAGAACUGCCAGUGGCCGAACCAUUCAUCGUAUCACGUGAAGGCGUUGUUUAAAAGUACAUGAGGAAAGUUUUGCUUUGCUAUAAGACUUAUUAGAGGGUUUGCAUUAAAAACUUAAAAUUGUUGCCUUUUGACUUUCGUUUAUUAAAUUUAUUGUGAAUAAAUUUGAAAUUUAGGAUUUUUAAAAGGUAUCUAUAAUUUUCUUAUAUUUUUUAAGUAAAAUUUUUCCAAAAGGCAUAUUAAAGAAGAAAAUUCUUUUUACCCGUUAUUCGAGUAAAAAAUAGCAGAAAAAUACUAUACAAUUAUUAGCGACCAAUUUUUACAUCUUUUAGUAAAAAAUAAAAAAUAUGUAGAAUAAUAAAAAUGAAUAAUGGGGGAUGUUUCUGGUAUGGUUGGGGCAUAUAAAAUAGAGAAAUAAAGGAAUAUAGUGAAGUUUCUGUGUUAUAAAUAAUGGUAAUAUUCUAGCACAUGGUGUCUCUCGUAAAAGAAAAUUCUCUAGUCUAUC